Molecule: messenger RNA, 5398 nt
Organism: Nylanderia fulva
Lineage: Eukaryota; Metazoa; Arthropoda; Insecta; Hymenoptera; Formicidae
Source: RefSeq, a predicted model, not a curated record
GACCAUGAGGAAACGCGGUGCCGGCUGGUAGUGGACGAGCGAUCGGCCACAUCGUCGCUUCCGCCACAUCGUCGUCGGUCGUCGCUCGCGACGCGUUCCCGGUACGUCGUUUUCCAGACCCGAAACGAGCGGCAGGUGUCGCGCGUGGCAGCAGAUACGAGCUUGACAGGUGCGAUAAUCGGGGGUGGCCCGGUCGUCGCCGCCGCCGGGCCGGCGAUGCGACGAUGAGCUCGCCGAGGGUGCUGUUACCCCUCCACACCCGACCAAAGCCCCGCGUAGUAGCAAGGCCGGGUAGUCUCGGAAGCUGCAGCAAGGCCGAGCGACGAGGAGCGGCAGGCGGUUCAAGGCCGAAAUUAUCCGCGUGGCCAUGGACCACGAGGCGAGGAACGGAACCGGCAGCAACGACAACGAGGAGUACACCAAUAUCUACUUCGUCGUCGGCGACCGCAGGGAGACGGCCACUUUCAGGACGAACCAGGUCACGGACAUGGAACUCAAGGAACUCUUUAGAAGCGCGGCAGAGGCUGGUCCUCUGGACAUCGUGAAGCUUCGCAAGGGAGACAAGCUCCUCAACAUUUCGACCCAUCUACCGCCGAACACGCCCGAUACGCCUUACGUUCUUCAGUCGGUUGCUUUUUUCAAGAUCGUUGGCGCGCAUCCUGCUUCCUCGGGGGUGAUCGAGGCGGAGGUGCUUUUGGCUCUAGAGAGGCGCGUGACGGCUCUAGAGCGGCAACUGCGAGAGCAUCAGGAAGCUUUAUGCGCCACACCCACUCUCGCUCUGCGGGAAUUGAAACGCCAAGUGGACAGUUUUAAGAACAAAUUGGAGAACAACGACCAGUUGAACUGGCUCAGUCUUUACAAGCAACUUCCGGAGAACGUCUAUAUGGAUUCCUGCCGCAGAUUGCAAUAUCGCCGAAAGAGUGACAGCAUGAAGCGGAAAGUUCGGGAGAAGUUCCUCAAUAUCUGCGACGUGACAGUCUCGUCAAGCGUCCGCGAAUGGCUUCGCUCGCCGGCCUUCGACGCGCGACAAUGGGAGGACGAGGAGCUGCUGCUGAUGCUGCAGACAAUGUUCAUCGAUCUCGACCUACCUGAAAAGUUUAACAUUCCCUUGCCGAUUCUGAGGAACUUCCUCUACGAGGUCUACAACAAUUACAACGAGGUGCCGUUUCAUAAUUUCAGGCAUUGCUUCUGCGUGGCGCAAAUGAUGUACGCGAUCGCCUGGGCGGUGGAUCUUCCGUCGAAAAUCGGCGACCUCGAGGUCCUUGUACUGAUCGCAUCCUGCAUCUGUCACGAUCUCGAUCAUCCGGGCUACAACAACAUCUACCAGAUAAACGCGCGGACCGAGCUGGCGCUGCGUUACAAUGAUAUCUCGCCUUUGGAGAACCAUCACUGUUCCGUGGCGUUCCGGGUCCUGGAGCAGCCCGAGUGCAACAUCCUCGCGUCCUUGGACAAUGCCACGUACCGAAUAGUCCGCGAGGGCAUCAUCCGGUGUAUCCUCGCGACCGACAUGGCCCGGCACAACGAGAUCCUCAGCCAGUUCAACGACACCGUUCCCGAAUUCGAUUACACCAGCAAAGCGCACAUAAAUCUGCUGUCCAUGAUCCUCAUCAAGGUGGCCGAUAUAAGUAACGAGGCGCGUCCGAUGGAAGUCGCGGAACCCUGGCUGGACAGGUUGCUUCAAGAAUUCUUUAAGCAGAGCGACGCGGAGAAGCUCGAGGGUCUUCCGGUCACCCCGUUCAUGGAUCGCGACAAGGUGACCAAACCGUCGUCCCAGGUUAGCUUCAUCGGCCUAGUUCUCCUCCCCCUCUUCGAAGCCCUCGGAGAACUUCUUCCCGAGCUGCAGGCUCUCAUAGUUCAACCGGUCAGGGAAGCUCUGGAGUACUAUCGCAGAUUGAACGAGGCCGCCAAGGACGAGCGGCAUCAUCGGAAGAGUGUCAUCGACACGGGAGAAUCGGGGAUAUCCAACGUGCCGAGCGGCACCGGCGGCUCGUCCGCCGUCGUCAAGUCAACGUCGUCGCACAGUAUGCGCUCGAAGCGGUCCGCGACGACGAUCCACUCGCGCUCGCGCUCUACCGAGGACGACAUCACGGAGAACCUGACGAUGGAGGAGAUAGAGAACGUCGAGAGCUCCGAUCCGGAGACCGCCACGGAGGUGGAGAUCAGCGAGAAGACGCUCAAGUUCAAGAUCUCCACUGAAGGCACCCUGACCGGGCAGACCGGCGGCCGGAAGAGCUGUCCCGGCAGUCGCAAGGGCAGCCGGGAGAAGUCCUCGUUGGAUUAUCACAAUCACGAUCUGGUCAAGGCGGUGCGGGAGCACGAGAGGAGACGCAGCAGGGGCGAGAAUCUCGGCAGCGACCUCAGUUCGCCGGUUAGCGCGAGAUCCGCCGAGGGUACGCGCAUCGUCGAGGAACUGGAGAAGGAGACGACGACGUUGCUGGUCAAGAUCGAAAGUAGAACGCCGGAAGGGAACGGUAACAUCAUCGCGGCGGAGGUUGCUCACUCGCAACCGAGGAAUAACGUGAAGAAAGCCGGCAAUGUCAUCGAGAGCGAUCAGGAGAUUCGAUCUAGCUGCAAGGACGCGCACGGCAGCCGAGAAUCGAUCGGUCUGCGAUGUUGCUGCGACGACAGAACUGGGCCGAAUAAUCACAGGUCUUUAUUCUCACGGCUGAGGAACCUGACGGACCGUCUGAGUAGCAGUUUCGAUUCGAGAGACUCGCCCAGUCCGAAGUCAAAGCACGGGUCCAAGACGCUCAGCAAGAGCAACUCGAUCAGCAGCGGUUCGGCCGCGACCUCGCGAAGGCACAACAAUUCCUUGUUCAUCUGCAAGCGUUGCAACCUCGUCAAAUCUUCUGUCAAGGACGGUAACAAAGCCAUCGCGACCGUGGUGGAGCUAUCGUCGGUGGACAAGCGAGCGAUGACCCUGCCCAAGGUUCGCAAAUCCACGGACAGCAAGAACAAAAGCUGGCGAACGGUGUUCACCAAAGAAAAGAGAUCGUCGACUUCUCUGGAGGCUUUGCCGGCGGCCGGUUCGUUCUCCAAGCACCGUAGAAACCUGUCGAAUCCCGAGGGCAAGUCUCAGAGCAUGAAGGAGGGAAAGAGAUCUCGACAGGCUCUGGAGAUCGAGUUUCAGGAGAUCGACGUACGUCCGAAGAAGCAUCAGCAGCAGCCCGAGAUCAUCGUCAAUCCCGACGACAGCGCGUGUGAAUGCAUCGAGGAGGAUCUCGGCAAGGUGGAAAUCAGGAGGAGCUCGGCCAGCAUGGAGGACAUUUCUAAGAUGGCGAAGCAGGCCGAGGCGGUGAAGCUGGGCGCGCUGAAUCCCAAGACGGAGGAACGCCCGCACACCGGCAGUCUGGACUCGAUGCUCUGCAAGGAGGUGCCCAAGUCGCGAAAGAAGCAUUCCGCCAUGUUCGCCUCGCCCGCCACGACCAAAAAGUCCUCGCCCGGUCUGUUCUCGCGAUUCAAGUCCGGCAUGAGCAUCGACAGCACCCGGAGCAACAGCAACAGCGACUCUCUGCACGAUCACGGCUCGCAAAGCGGCUGGAUAUCCUCGUUGACGGCCAGCUUCCGGCCGAAGAGGCACCCGAACGAGACGCCGUUGUCGCCGCAUCCACCGAGAUCGCCCAGCAGAGAGGAGAUUAAGUGAUACGUCCUGGUGGUCGAGGAUCCCUCUGACAAGAAACUCGGCCUUCGCGGCUGGUGGCCCGAAAACUUGUUCUGCUGCAACAGUUAGGACUCGAGCUGAAGAAGUUCGAGCUAAUUUAGGCUGAGAAAUAUUCGCAUUGUAAUACGAGAAAGGAACCUAGUAAAAUAAUUGUCAAAAGAAAAAGGUAUUUGAAGAGGUUUAAUUUUCUAACACAGGAAUCAUCGUGUUUCUCAUUGCGGUAUAUUGGUUCUCGGCAUCGAUUAAAUAACUGCGAUGCGCAGACAUGAAAUUUUCCGAUCAAACGCCAUCGGUGAUAAUCGAUAAAUGUAAUCCGUAAAAAGAGUAAAAAGUAGAAUAUAAAUUCUCGCGAGUGAUCCGCGAUGAUUAAUGUCGCAUUGUAAAAUGCGCGUGUAAUAUAGAAGAAUGAAAUCUAUAUCCCUGUAUAAUUAAAAGCAGUCAAUUUCGAACAAACGUCGUAUUUGCUCGAAUGAAAGCCAAUUAUUGAAAAAUAAAAAACGAAUAAAAAAUGUUACAUAUCUGAUAUAUAAUUUCCGAACGAAUUGAAUCUUUUUUGCAGAGGGAUCCUGAGAUACGACCAUAAUUUUACGCCACUUUUGAGUGUUUUAUGUCAUUAAAUACGAUCGAAAAGUCGCGAGAGUCGAGAUACUUUAUUUGCGAGGGAUACUUACGGCCUGUGGAAAAAAAACGAGGAUGUAUGCUGUACACAUAGACUAUUUUAUUUAUUGUCCAAUUAAAAGUAGCCUAAAAACAAGUAAAAUCAUUAAUGUUGUUCGUCACUAUAUAUUCAUUCACACAUACAUACAUACACACAUAAAAAUAUACGCAGAUGUAUACAAAGACAUAAGGAUAUAACGCAUCUUCACCACGAGCAAGUGGAUAGUUUAUAAGUAGACGAAGGAGAAGAGACAAACACAAAUAGAUGUGUAUCGAUGUGCGAUUAAAUUUUGGCGACUGUAUCAAGGAUGCGAGGUAAGAGAAUCUUGUCAGAUUAUUCUUUAGAAUAUUCCGAGGAAAAUUUUAUUUUCAAGCAACACGUUCUUACAAAUGAUUUUAGAGAUACAUAUUAUUUUCUGAUUAAUUACACUUUUUAAAUUUUUCUCAAGAUAUUUCUGGAGAUGUUCUUGGUUUAUUCGCGGAUUAUUCUCAGACACUCUCGAGAAUCCCGAAAUAUUUUCGGGUAAUUUUUAUUUUUCAAGAAAAUUGUCAUCUCAUACAACCAGUAGUUGUCACGAAAGGAAAAAAUGGAAGAGAUUUAUUAUAUUUCUUCUCAUUGGAUUUUUAAUUGCUUGGAGAGUAUUGGAAAAAUGGUUUCGCGAAUCAUCUUAUAUCUAAUCGCAUUAUUAUUGAAUCUAUAAAAUGAUUGAUUAGAGAAAACAUCUAUUUGAAGUUUUUCGAACAGCGCUGAUGAAAUAUUUUUAGCAUUUCUUUAAACAUUGAAUCGCGAAAAAAUACAUAAAAUCGAUAACAAAUAUAAUAUCGAUUGAUUUUCCUUUCGAUUAUCCAUUAGACUUUCUAUUCUAUCUCGCGAUUGUUUAAAAAUUCAAAUAUGUAAUGUCAUAAAUUAUAAAUAUACAUAUCUGUACCUCAGAACUAAAGUGUAUUAAAAAUCGCAAUUUUACAGAAGAGAGAAUUUAAAAAUUAAGUAAUUCUCUUAUAACAUUAUUCGGCCAAUUUUCACUAAAAUAGAGUGAGUUAUGUAUGUCAAUUGUUAUUUUUUAUUAAAAAAAAAAAAAA